Cylicocyclus nassatus is the source of this 720-nucleotide messenger RNA. NCBI's taxonomy places the organism in Eukaryota, Metazoa, Nematoda, Chromadorea, Rhabditida, Strongylidae. The record is from the annotation of a GenBank genome assembly.
GUCGUGCUCGCUUUAGCAGUGUGGUUUUUCUUUCUCAGAAUUUGACAGACAACUCGUCUAGAUAUCAUGAGCUUUCGAAGCCCGUCGGAGGAAGAGACAUAUUUUUCCAAGCCUGCACAUCUGUUUCCACAUCUUGAAGAUGGUAAAAUCCCAACGGAACAAUUCUUGAGUGCCUGUCAAGGGAUCGCAGAUUUUGUAGGCUUCCUUGGCACUGCAUUCUCACCAGUGAAAGCAGAUAUUAGUGGCAAUGUGGUGAAAGUACGGACUCGCUUUGAAAAGGACAAGAUAGGACAGCGGUACCUGCAAGAUCUCAUAGACGCUGAUCUACGUGAACAUGGUGGCAGAAUGGGCAUGGGUACAGAGGGGUUGUUAUGGCUCAAAAGAGGGCUGGAAUUUAUGCUAGAAAUGCUGACGUUGAUGGUGGAAGAAUACAGAUCCUGUCCAGAUAAGAGCAAAACUGAAAACUUAACAAAUGUGAUAAACACCGCGUAUGAACGGGCACUCAAGCGGCAUCACGGCUUCAUGUCGAAGCAGCUCUUCAAGUUAGUCAUCCAUGCUGCCCCAUAUCGACGAAACAUUAUGAAAGCAGUUGCACUCGGGAAGGAUGGUCUUGAUGAUGUGUGCAUCGAUCAUAUCUCUAAUCAUUUGGACAAUUUCCGUACCAAUGUUGGAGUUUUAGUCGAUUACUAUAUUGCCAAGGGUCUUGACACUCCAGCUUGA